AUAUUUAAAUGUCCAGUAGCACAGUGGAAUUACAUCUGUUUUGGCAUCGUUGUGUAUAGACCAGAAAUAUGUCAAUUACUUGCAAAUUAAUUACCACUUAUUGCAAAACAUGUCAGUUUUGCAGAGUGUUAGUUCCUUUCAGAUCGUUUUAUCGCAACUCUAAUAUUAUAAAAAAAACAUUUAUUUAUAAUGAAUUGUUAAAAACUACAUUAUAUAAAUUUUCUGUUCACGACCAAUCAGUUUUAUAUUUUUCAACUUCAACCUCCUCUAAAUCUAAUUCUACAACUAUGGCCGAAGGUGAUCUAAAAAAUCUCAAUCUGAAUUAUAAAGAUAUUUUAGAAGCCCAAAAAGAUGACAGUGUAUUGAUCAUAGAUGUUAGAGAACAAAAUGAAAUUGACGAAACUGGAAAGUUACCAGGAAGUAUUCAUAUACCAAUGGGAGAUGUAUCGAAUGCUUUAUUAACUCUAUCUGAAAAAGAUUUCAAAAAUAAAUAUGAUAAAAAGAAGCCUUCAAAAGAUACAAAAAUUAUAUUAAGCUGUAGAUCUGGUAAAAGAAGUGCAAUGGUUCAGGAAGAAAUACAAAAACUUGGAUACGAAAAAGCAUAUAACUACACUGGAGGAUGGUUAGAUUGGGAAAGUAAUCAAAAAGUAUAGAUUUUUUUUAUAUAGUUAUAAUUCUUUAUAUAAUUAGACAUGUUCACUAGUUCUCUAUUAUUAAGUAUAAAAUAGAAUAUAUAAUUCGAGCAUUAGUUACAUAACUCUACAUUAUUUCAAUUAAUGUAAUAUAUUUACAUGUAUAUCAGAGUUUAUAUGCAUAAAUUUGUA
Molecule: messenger RNA, 824 nt
Organism: Nomia melanderi (Alkali bee)
Lineage: Eukaryota; Metazoa; Arthropoda; Insecta; Hymenoptera; Halictidae
Product: rhodanese domain-containing protein CG4456
Source: RefSeq, a predicted model, not a curated record